UCCAAGAAGUACAAAUUCAUCUGUAGGAGGGGGAAAAGAAGGUGAGACAUGGUUUUAGUCUUCACAUAAAAAGUGACAAAAAUGUUCUGUGAGAAAUAUCACUCACCUAUCUGUUGACUGGUGAGGAAGAACCACAGAGGCAAUCAUGUUCCUUUUUCUUAUUUAAUCUCUUUCCUAGUGAUCCGUCACCAUGAGUACGGACGCGGAGAUGGCCAUCUAUGGCAAGGCUGCCAUAUACCUCCGUAAGCCUGAAAGGGAAAGGAUUGAGGCUCAAACAGCACCCUUUGAUUCAAAGAAUUCCUGCUAUGUGUCAGAUGCCAAGGAGCUUUACCUUAAGGGUUUAAUUACUGGCCAGGGCCGAUGGAAAGUCUACUGUGACAGUCACAAAUCCUGACGGCACUAAGGAGGUAAGCCUGAUUUUGAAAAGUGUUGAAGUUUGUGCAAUUACUCUAUUUCUUCAAUAAAACCUUCAAAAUGAUAAAAAAAUAUGCCAUAAGGCAAACUUAAAUUAGUAACAAAAGACAGAUUAAGAAGCAUUUCUUUGUUUUUUGUAAACAGAAUAUAACCUUUAAACAUAGCUACUAUUUAAAAACGGCAUGGUAAUUUUUUAUAUUGACUAGUCAAAAAUCACCAUGUAUAUAUCAGUGGGUGAAAACAAAGUAGUUGGAUUGAACAGGGCUAUGCAUUUUUUAAAAUAUUGAACUUUCAGUCAUGUCCAGUUUGAUCUGCGUGUAAUCUAGAUUUCUGACUGUUUCAGGAAGGAAAAGAGUUCAAAGAUGCAGACAUCUUCCAGAUGAACCCCCCUAAGUACGACAAGAUUGAGGACAUGGCCAUGAUGACCUACCUGAAUGAAGCCUCUGUGUUGUAUAACCUCAAAGAGCGUUAUGCAGCAUGGAUGAUCUAUGUAAGAAGCCUGCAUAAACACAGACACACAUACAUGAACAUAACAAACCCACACAUACACUACUACACAUCAAUACAUGGUAGAAACCAAAACAUAUCAAUACAGCAGGUCUACAUCAGUAUACCAGAGUACACCCACGUCCUCACAGAAAUCCAAGUAAAUGUCAGUCAGAUUUUGCUAAUCCCCUAAUUUCAUUGAAUCCCUUUCAUCCAGACCUACUCUGGGCUCUUCUGUGCCACGGUGAACCCCUACAAGUGGCUCCCCGUGUACGACAUGGAGGUUGUCAACGCCUACAGAGGGAAGAAGAGGAUGGAGGCUCCACCCCAUAUCUUCUCCGUCUCUGACAACGCCUUUCAGUUCAUGCAGAUUGGUACGAGCUCUCACGGAUGGAUGAAUGGAUGGAUGGAUGGAUGGAUGAAAGUUAAAAUAUGCUUUAGAGAGGUAUCUCCUGUUUUCUAGUCUAGGUUAGAACAGUUUGCUGGGAAUAUCUGAUUUCACUAGCCUUGAAUGGAACAUGUUCCAAAAUGAAAUUCAUGAUGAUGCUAUUUGUAUUUGUAUUUAUUAUGGUUCCCCAUUAGUUCCUGCCAAGGCAGCAGCUACUCUUCCUGGGGUUUAUUAUGGAUCCCCAUUAGUUCCUGCCAAGGCAGCAGCUACUCUUCCUGGGGUUUAUUAUGGUUCCCCAUUAGUUCCUGCCAAGGCAGCAGCUACUCUUCCUGGGGUUUAUUAUGGAUCCCCAUUAGUUCCUGUCAAGGCAGCAGCUACUCUUCCUGGGGUUUAUUAUGGUUCCCCAUUAGUUCCUGACAAGGCAGCAGCUACUCUUCCUGGGGUUUAUUAUGGUUCCCCAUUAGUUCCUGCCAAGGCAGCAGCUACUCUUCCUGGGGUUUAUUAUGGAUCCCCAUUAGUUCCUGCCAAGGCAGCAGCUACUCUUCCUGGGGUUUAUUAUGGAUCCCCAUUAGUUCCUGACAAGACAGCCGCUAAUCUUCCUGGGGUUUAUUAUGGAUCCCCAUUAGUUCCUGCCAAGGCAGCAGCUACUCUUCCUGGGGUCCAGUAGCAUUAAGGCAGUUAUAUACAAUUACAAAAAUUACAUUAUAUUUCAUAACACUUUUCACAACACAUUAAGUGUACUAUAUUACGUAUUGGAUCACUAACAAAUACAACUUUUACAUUACCGUGUAGUUGACCAAUAAAAUGGUCUGAUGGGGAUGUGGACAUACUCGGUAUACAUAUCCCGAAAGAAAUUAUCUCACUCCAAUAAACUUUAAUAGAAAGUUAGCAAAAAUAGAUAAGAUCUUGCUACCAUGGAAAGGAAAAUACCUGUCUAUUUGUGGAAAAAUCCCCCUGAUUAACUCCUUAGUCGUAUCCCAGUUUACCUAUUUGCUUAUGGUCUUGCCUACACCAGCAACCUGUUAUUUAAAUUAUAUGAGCAAAAAAUAUUCCAUUUCAUUUGGAAUGGCAAGCCAGACAAAAUUAAAAGGUCCUAUUUAUAUAAUGAAUAUGAAUUCGGAGGGCAGAAAUGAUUAAAUAUUAAAUCAUUAGACCUCUCACUGAAGGCGUCAGUCAUACAAAAGUUAUACUUAAAUUCGAACUGGUUCUCUAGCAAAUUAGUAAGAAUGUCUCACCCCAUGUUCAAGAAUGGCCUUUUCCCUUUAUUCAGAUUACAAACUCUCACUUUCGGUUAUUUAAAUACGAAAUCAUCUCCAAAAUAUAUUUAUAUUUAAAACAAGCCAUAGAAAGUUGGUUGCAAUUUCUGUUUAAUCCACCAGAAAAGACAGAACAAAUAAUACAACAAAUAUUGUGGUUAAAGUCAAACAUACUAAUUGAUUAAAACAAACAUUAUAAAAAAUUAAAUAAAAAAUAGUAUAAUCUUUGUAAAUGAUAUCAUAAAUAGGACUGGUGGAGUUAUGUCACACAUGCAGCAAAAAUAUAUGGAAAUGUCUGCUCCACCCAAAAUUACAACCAACUAAUUGCAGCAUUACGGCAAAAAUGGAAGAGGCAAGUGGAAGGGGGAAAAAGUAAGGAACUUGUCUGUCGGCCUGCAUUAAAGACCAAAAUUGGUUAAAGAAAAUUGUGAUAAAUAAAAAUAUAUGGCAAUUUCAUUUCAGGACCAAAUAAUUGGCCGCUGUACCAUAUAGAUUGCAAAAUAGUUGGGAAGAGAUUUCCGAUAUACCGAUUCCAUUGCACAUGGUUUAUGAACUGAUACGCAAAAUUACGCCGGAUUCAAAACUUAUAAUUUUUCGAUGUAAAUUAUUAUACAAAAUUCUUGCAACCAAUAUAAUUGUAUAUAUAUGGGGGAUAUAACCUUCCUAGCUCUGCAGAUUUUGCUGCAAAGAGACAGAGUCAUUAGAUCAUUUAUUUUGGUACUGUCCAUAUGUAGCUUGUUUUUGGUCACAGGUCCAGGAAUGACUGAAGAAUUGCAACAUUUACCGGGAGCUAACACUGCAGAUAGCAAUACUGGGUGAUUUGAAAAGUGAAAGUCACUCGAUCAAUAAUAAAAUAAUAAUUUUAGCAAAAAUCUUUACCUUUAAUUUACAAUAUGUAGAAACUAUGAGAAUAGAAAGGUUUAGAACUUUUGUGAAGCAUCACAGCACAGUUGAAAAAUAUGGCAAAUAAAAAUCCAGUAUGGAUGGUGUUAAGAGAUAGAUGGGAGGGGUUGAGUGGACCUGAAGGGUGGGACUAAUAACAACAAGAUAACAAAGGUAAAAUAUACUGUGUCUGUAAAAUGUAUAUAGGUUCAGAACUUUUGGGAAACAGCACAGUUAAAAAAUAUAUGGCAAAUCGAAAUCAAACUGGAUGGACAUCAGAGAUAGAUGGGAGAGGGUAGAGGGUAGAAUUAAAAACAAACAAAAUAAAAUUAUUGAAAAUUAGAUUGUGUCCGUAAAAUGUAUAUAGUAUGUAUAAGAUGGAAGUAGAAGCCUAAGUGUUGUUGUUCAUUAGUUUACCCCAAUUAGGGGAGGGGUGGUAGGGUUAGUGGAAAAUAAUAAAGGAACAAAUAUUUUUAAAAGAUAUGUGUGUAUAUAUAUAUAUAUAAAUAUAUUUACCCCCAAAAAAUAUGGGGGUUUGGAAAUGAUGCAGACAAUUACAUUGAUGGAAGCCACUCCCGUGUGGCGCAGUGGUCUAAGGCACUGCAUCGCAGUGCUAGCUGUGCCACUAGAGAUCCUGGUUCGAAUCCAAGCUCUGUUGUAGCCGGCCGCGACCGGGAGACCCAUGGGGCGGCACGCAAUUGGCCCAGCGUUGUCCAGGGUAGGGGAGGGAAUGGCUGGCAGGGAUGUAGCUCAGUUGGUAGAGGAUGGUGUUUGCAUCGCCAGGGUUGUGGGUUCGAUUCCCACGGGGGCCAGUAUGAAAAAUAAAUAAAAAUAAUGUAUGCACUCACUAACUGUAAGUCGCUCUGGAUAAGAGUGUCUACUAAAAUGUAAAUAAUUAACAGAGAGUAGCAGCAGCAUAAAAAAGUAAAAGAGUGUGGUGGGGUCAGUGCAGUCUCAUGGCUUGGGGGUAGAAGCUGUUAAGGAGCCUUUUGGACCUUGACUUGGCGCUCCGGUACCGCUUGCCGUGCGGUAGCAGAGAGAACAGUCUAUGACUAGGGUGGCUGGAGUCUUUGACAAUUUUUAGGGCCUUCAUCUGACACUGCCUGGUAUAGAGGUCCUGGAUGGCAGGAAAAUUGGCCCCAGUGAUGUACAGGCCUUACACACUACCCUCUGUAGUGCCUUGCGAUCGGAGGCCGAGCAGUUGCCAUACCAGGUGUGAUGCAACCAGUUAGGUGGUGCAGCUGUCAAAAUUUGGGAGGAGCUAAGGACCCAUGCCAAAUCAUUUCAGUCUCCUGAGGGGGAAUGGGCGUUGUCGUGCCCUCUUCACAACUGUCUUGGUGAUAGUUUAAACAGAUUGCUUGGUGCAUUUAACAUGUCAAUACUUCUCACAAAUACAAGUAGUGAUGAAUUCAAUCUCUCCUCUACUUUGAGCCAGGGGAGAUUGAUGUUAGCUCUCCAUGUACAUUUAAGGGCCAGCCAUGCUGCCCUCUUCUGGGCCAAUUGUAAUGUCUCUCUUUGUGACACUUGACCACAUGACCGGACAGUAUUUUAAUUUGUAUUUAUUAUGGAUCCGCAUUAGCUGCUGCCAAGUAGUCCAGAUGCAACAAAACUAGGGCCUGUAGGACCUGCCUUGUUGAUAGUGCUGUUAAGAAGGUAGAGCAGCGCUUUAUUAUGGACAGACUUCUCCCCAUCUUAGCUACUGUUGCAUCAAUAUGUUUUGACAAUGACAGUUUACAAUCCAAUGUUACUCCAAGCAGUUUAGUCUCUUCAACUUGCUCAAUUUCCACAUUAUUCAUUACAAGAUUUAGUUGAGGUUUAGGGUUUAGUGAAUGACUUGUCCCAAAUACAAUGCUUUUAGUUUUAGAAAAUAUUUAGGACUAACAUAUUUCUUGCCACCCAUUCUGAAACUAACUGCAGCUCUUUGUUAAGUGUUGCAGUCAUUUCACUUGCUGUAGUAGCUGAUGUGUAUAGUGUUGCGUCAUCAGAAUACAUAAACACACAGGCUUUACUCAGAGCCAGUGGCAGGUCAUUAGUAAAGAUUGAUAAAAGUAAGGGGCUUUGACAGCUGCCCUGGGGAAUGCCUGGCUCUACCUGGAUUAUGUUUGAGAGACUUCCAUUAAAUAAUACCCUCUGUGUUCUGUUAGACAGGUAACUCUCAAUCCACAAUAUAGCAGAGAACGUAAAGCAAUAUGUUUUUCCAGCAGCAGAUAAUGUCAAAAGCUGCACUGAAGUCUAACAAAACAGCCCCCAAAAUCUCUAAGCCAAUAAUCAGGCAUCUGUGUAAAUACAGUACCUGUUGCUAUGUACCCAUAAUGUUGUUUGAGUAAAAUAAUCAAUAUGUUUUUGGUUACAGAUAAUGAGAACCAGUCCGUCCUGAUUACGUAAGUUGUUUACUAGAAUUUCACUUGAGAAAGUAUUUCUAUCAGAACUUGGGUGUUAUGACAUUAUGAAUGGAUUAGGACCAGUCAGUCCUGAUUACUUGGGUGUUAUGACAUUAUGAAUGGAUUAGGACCAGUCAGUCCUGAUUACUUGGGUGUUAUGACAUUAUGAAUGGAUUAGGACCAGUCAGUCCUGAUUACUUGGGUGUUAUGACAUUAUGAAUGGAUUAGGACCAGUCCGUCCUGAUUACUUGGGUGUUAUGACAUUAUGAAUGGAUUAGGACCAGUCAGUCCUGAUUACUUGGGUGUUAUGACAUUAUGAAUGGAUUAGGACCAGUGCGUCCUGAUUACUUGGGUGUUAUGACAUUAUGAAUGGAUUAGGCUACUCGUAAUGCGAAGUCCAUUAGUGGGAAUAUUUGUUAAUAAUUUACUGAUGGAACAAAACAGAUCAACAGUGUAUUCUCAAUGAAACCCAAUCUGACACUAAAACAUGUGACUAAAACCCCUAUGUCUGUGUCAUAUAAACCAGUGGAGAAUCCGGUGCAGGAAAGACUGUCAACACCAAGCGUGUCAUCCAGUACUUCGCCACCAUUGCCGUGUCUGGUGGAGAAAAGAAAAAGGAUGAGCCUGGCAAAAUGCAGGUAGGUUGUGCUUGUGUUUCCAUUUUAACACAUUUCAGUCUGAUGGGCUGUGUAAACUUUUUUUUUCCAGCGGUGAAUCCUGUCUCAAGAAAGUGUUCAAGCUAUUAAGAAAAAACAAACUUUACCUCUUUACCAGUUUCCGAGCUACUUCUGUUUAUCUCAAUCAGGGCUCUCUUGAGGAUCAGAUCAUUGCAGCUAACCCUCUGCUGGAGGCUUACGGUAAUGCCAAGACAGUGAGGAACGACAACUCGUCUCGCUUUGUAAGUAUGAAGGGCAUACUGUGGAAGUUACCUUGUAUUGGAAACAUUUAUUUUAGUAGUUGUUAAAUCAAUAUAUGUCCAACAAACUGUAACAUUUAAAGGGGUGUAUCAAAAUAGUUGACCUAUUUCUAACCCCCAUGCUCUACUAUAGGGUAAAUUCAUCAGGAUUCAUUUCCAAGGAGGCAAACUGGCUAAAGCUGACAUUGAGACCUGUGAGUUGGUUUGAUUGUUUCUCAAUGCUUUCCUAAAUUCACACAGAUCAUUUUCUUGAGACCAUAUCAUCAAAUGUAAUCUCUCUCUCUCUCUCUCAGACCUGCUGGAGAAGUCCAGAGUGUCCUUCCAGCUGCCCGAUGAGAGAGGCUACCACAUAUUUUUCCAAAUGAUGACAGGCCACAAACCUGAGAUAGUUGGUAUGGAAAAGUAGAGGUUCAGAGAAGAUUAUUCCCACCCCUACCUGUGGAAUGAGUACAUUCAUGGUACCAAGGCAUCUAGACAAAGAUCUAUCAAGUAAUGCACUGUGAAGCACUAGUCCAGGAGCCUCAGUCCCCUCUUUUGAUGCUAUUUAUUAUAUACUACAUGUAUCCUUGAGUCCAUCUAUUGAGUAAAGGAGGGAGAGAUACUGUAAACGUAGGACAGCACAAUUCUAAGAGAUUUAACUGACAAGCCGUUCUCCGCUGUCCACAGAAAUGGCGCUAAUCACCACCAACCCCUACGACUUCCCCAUGUGCAGCCAGGGUCAGAUUACUGUGGCCAGCAUCAAUGACAAGGAAGAGCUGGAUGCCACAGACGUGAGUCAUACAAAGGGUUAAUCAAACUCUAGAUAUGGAAUGGGUAGAACCACCAUACACACUGAACGCAGUGAGCAAUUUCGACUUGGUGGCAGUUGGGAAUUUUCAUGUAUGUUUUAGUUUGAUUCUAAAUGCCUUGUGUCAGUUAGGCAUGUGCCUUCCCACUUCACCUUGGGGCACACACAUGGAAGACAUCCACAAGAGAGUGCCACUAAGUGCCCUGUGGAACUGUGUAAAACCCAUUUUGUGCUGCCAUCUACUAGUGUGUUGGCCAAGAGUAAUCAUGUGGAACAGAGAAGCCAGUCAAUUCCAUUCAUCCCAUUUGUUCUGGAGUGAGCACAGAACUGUAUCGUGAUGUAACUGAGCAAAUUACCAUUGAGUUAAUCACUUUUAUACGUCCUCUCUAAUGCCAGGAUGCCAUUGGAAUCCUGGGCUUCACUAAUGAGGAGAAGAUGGGCAUCUACAAGCUGACAGGAGCUGUAUUGCACCAUGGAAACUUACACUUCAAGCAGAAGCAGCGUGAGGAGCAGGCCGAGCCAGACGGCACAGAGGGUGAGUCCCAUUCAUUGAUAUACAAUAUGUAAAGCAUUAGUCCCAUUCAUUGAUAUACAUUAUGUAAAGCAUUAGUCCCAUUCAUUGAUAUACAUUAUGUAAAGCAGUAGUCCCACUCAUUGAUAUACAAUAUGUACAGUGGGGAAAAAAAGUAUUUAGUCAGCCACCAAUUGUGCAAAUUCUCCCACUUAAAAAGAUGAGAGAGGCCUGUAAUUUUCAUCAUAGGUACACGUCAACUAUGACAGACAAAUUGAGAAAGAAAAAUACAGAAAAUCACAUUGUAGGAUUUUUAAAGAAUUUAUUUGCAAAUUAUGGUGGAAAAUAAGUAUUUGGUCACCUACAAACAAGCAAGAUUUCUGGCUCUCACAGACCUGUAACUUCUUCUUUAAGAGGCUCCUCUGUCCUCCACUCGUUACAUGUAUUAAUGGCACCUGUUUGAACUUGUUAUCAGUAUAAAAGACACCUGUCCAUAACCUCAAACAGUCACACUCCAAACUCCACUAUGGCCAAGACCAAAGAGCUGUCAAAGGACACCAGAAACAAAAUUGUAGACCUGCACCAGGCUGGGAAGACUGAAUCUGCAAUAGGUAAACAGCUUGGUUUGAAGAAAUCAACUGUGGGAGCAAUUAUUAGGAAAUGGAAGACAUACAAGACCACUGAUAAUCUCCCUCGAUCUGGGGCUCCACGCAAGAUCUCACCCUGUGGGGUCAAAAUGAUCACAAGAACGGUGAGCAAAAAUCCCAGAACCACACGGGGGGACCUAGUGAAUGACCUGCAGAGAGCUGGGACCAAAGUAACAAAGCCUACCAUCAGUAACACACUACGCCGCCAGGGACUCAAAUCCUGCAGUGCCAGACGUGUCCCCCUGCUUAAGCCAGUACAUGUCCAGGCCCGUCUGAAGUUUGCUAGAGUGCAUUUGAUGAUCCAGAAGAGGAUUGGGAGAAUGUCAUAUGGUCAGAUGAAACCAAAAUAGAACUUUUUGGUAAAAACUCAACUCGUCGUGUUUGGAGGACAAAGAAUGCUGAGUUGCAUCCAAAGAACACCAUACCUACUGUGAAGCAUGGGGGUGGAAACAUCAUGCUUUGGGGCUGUUUUUCUGCAAAGGGACCAGGACGACUGAUCCGUGUAAAGGAAAGAAUGAAUGGGGCCAGGUAUCGUGAAAUUUUGAGUGAAAACCUCCUUCCAUCAGCAAGGGCAUUGAAGAUGAAACGUGGCUGGGUCUUUCAGCAUGACAAUGAUCCCAAACACACCGCCCGGGCAACGAAGGAGUGGCUUCGUAAGAAGCAUUUCAAGGUCCUGGAGUGGCCUAGCCAGUCUCCAGAUCUCAACCCCAUAGAAAAUCUAUGGAGGGAGUUGAAAGUCCGUGUUGCCCAGCGACAGCCCCAAAACAGCACUGCUCUAGAGGAGAUCUGCAUGGAGGAAUGGGCCAAAAUACCAGCAACAGUGUGUGAAAACCUUGUGAAGACUUACAGAAAACGUUUGACCUGUGUCAUUGCCAACAAAGGGUAUAUAACAAAGUAUUGAGAAACUUUUGUUAUUGACCAAAUACUUUUUUUCCACCAUAAUUUGCAAAUAAAUUCAUUAAAAAUCCUACAAUGUGAUUUUCUGGAUUUUUUUUCUCAUUUUGUCUGUCAUAGUUGACGUGUACAUAUGAUGAAAAUUACAGGCCUCUCUCAUCUUUUUAAGUGGGAGAACUUGCACAAUUGGUGGCUGACUAAAUACUUUUUCCCCCACUGUAAAGGAUUACUCCCAUUCCCAGUCCCAAACAUUGAAAUAGAACACGUAAGACAGACAGUACCACAUGAAAGUCAGGCAGGAGACCAAAUUCCAACCUCCAGAAAUGAUUUGAAAUGAUGGAUGUGGGUGAAAAUCAAAACCUAACCCACAAAAGAGUGACAUCAGAAACAAGCAUGAGUCUGUUGUUGUUGGUUCUCUCUCCAGUGGCUGAUAAAAUCGGCUACCUACUGGGCCUGAACUCAGCUGAGAUGUUGAAGGCUCUCUGCUACCCCAGAGUGAAGGUCGGCAACGAGUAUGUGACCAAGGGACAAACUGUGCCUCAGGUAAGGUGGUAAAUAACAGCAUCAUCUGAGCACAGGAAUUAUCUUGGGGAUGACUGCAUUUCUUAUUUUAUUUUUAACCCCCUUUUUCUCCCAAUUUCAAUUACGAUCUUGUCUCAUCGCUGCAACUCCCCAACGGGCUCGGGAGAGGCGAAUAGUAAUGUGUUUCUCCCCAAGCUUUUAUCACCUUAUUACUAGACAUGGUCAAUAUCUCAUGUAUUCAUUUGAGCUAUUAUUAUUGCAGGUUAAUAACUCAGUCUCGGCCCUGGCCAAGUCCAUCUAUGAGAGGAUGUUCUUGUGGAUGGUUAUCCGUAUCAACCAGAUGUUGGACACCAAGAAUCCAAGGAAGUACUAUAUCGGUGUGCUCGACAUUGCUGGGUUUGAGAUUUUUGAUGUGAGUAUGAGACAAUAACAAGACAAUUAGUUAUGAUUGAGAGGGAUUACAGCCUUGUAUGAUGAAAUGAUCCCUUUUGAAAUUCCAUCAACAGUACAACAGCAUGGAGCAGCUGUGCAUCAACUUCACCAAUGAGAAACUGCAACAGUUUUUCAACCACACCAUGUUCGUCCUGGAGCAAGAGGAGUACAAGAAGGAGGGAAUAGUCUGGGCCUUCAUUGACUUCGGCAUGGACUUGGCUGCCUGCAUUGAGCUUAUUGAGAAGGUAAGCUGUCUGUGAAAUUAAAAUGGACCGCAUCACCAUAGCUCACAGGGAGCGCUUUGUGAGAUAUUAUCACAGUGGUACAAUACAUCUGUCUGUUGCGAACUCGGUAUGUUUCCUAUGAUAUGCCACUAAAUGAAUAUAAUCCUAUAAUAGUAUGUUUGGUAAAGGAAUACAUGUGAUUCUAAAUGUAAAUUUCACUAAUUUGAUAUACAUCUCUUUUCGUGAAGCCAAUGGGCAUCUUCUCCAUCCUUGAAGAGGAGUGCAUGUUCCCCAAGUCUUCAGACACUACAUUCAAGAACAAGCUUUACGACCAGCAUCUUGGCAAAAACCAGGCAUUUGAGAAGCCCAAGCCUGCCAAAGGCAAGGCAGAGGCCCACUUCUCCCUGGUACACUAUGCCGGUACUGUGGACUACAACAUUACUGGCUGGCUGGACAAGAACAAGGACCCCCUGAAUGAUUCUGUUCUUCAGCUGUACGGGAAGUCCUCAGUGAAACUGUUGGCUACCCUGUAUGUUGCUGCCCCACCUGAGGGUAAGACUAGCAUCACAUCAAAAUAUUUAAUUAAGCAAUACCCACUGGGCACACUUGGAAGUUGAAAUGACGUGGUGUUCAUUUGUAGACAAACUGCAUAUUGAAUUGUUCUUGGUUGUCAACGCAAACAAAUAUCAACAGAGUAUCUUCUGCUUGGAUAGUUCCAUCUGUGCCACUGAUUUCAUCUGCCUUUACCUCCAGUUUGUCUUCAAAUUAAUCAUUGAUAUGGUGGAUUCACGUCUCCAUCCAAACCAAAAAUCCAAUCAAACUUUAAAUGCACUUUAAAUAAAGUUUGAUUUGAUUUAGUCCUAUUCUUUAACUUGAUUCUUGGUUGAGAUUGAGAUGUCAAUCCAACAUAUUAAUUAUUCAUAUUCAAAUCAAAUCAAAUCCAAUUGUAUUUGUCACAUGCGCCGAAUACAACAGGUGUAGACCUUACAGUGAAAUGCUUCCUUACAAGCCCUUAACCAACAAUGCAGUUUAAAGAAAAAUAAGAGUUAAGUAAAACAUGGAUAAGUACAAAUAUUUGGUUUAGUCAUAUUACUUAACUUCCAUUUUUGGUUGAGAUGGAGACGUGAAUUGAACAUCUUAAUGAUUAACUUGAAGAUUACAUUUGAAAUCCACCAAAGCUUGAAACCCUAGGCCUAUAUUUAUUAUCUAUUUUCAGUUGAACCCUGGGUAGAACCCUGGGUAGAAUUUGAACCCUGGGUAGAAUUUGAACCCUGGGUAGAAUUUGAACCCUGGGUAGAUGACUUCCCUAAUGUUAUAUAGGCCUAAGUAGCAUCAUUGAUGAUAUAUGACUUAUAAAGUAUUGUUACAUUUAAUUUUCUCUGUUAAACCUACCCUUUCGAAUUGUUUUUGAUAGCAACAGUUCAUAUAUUUAGUUAUUAAGAGAAAGCUCAAUCAUCAUUCUCCCGAUAGCACGUUGGUAACAGUCUGUAACAAGUAUGAAAGCCAAGCAGGGCUAGGCUUGGUUAAAACACUGGAUGGGGAACCAAACGGUAGCUGUAGAUAGAUCAAUUCUCCAGUAGGAGGUGCUUCCCAGCCUACUGUUUUUUUCUGAUAGAGGAUAUAACGUUGUUUCAAAGGUACAAAUUCAACAUAUUUUAUACAAGGUUUUUCUAUGUUGAAAUUGGUUACAAUGAUGACAUAGUCCUGUGUAUGAAAUUUCACCUUCAAAACAAUAGUUGAUUACUUUUUCAAAUCCAGUGUAUUUUCCAUGUAGAUUCCACGUCCCAAUACAUUGACAAAUUACAUUGAAACAACAUCGCUUUAACCCGUUUGUGCCCAGUGGGUAGUUACAACUCAGACCCACAUUUUCUUUAAAGUCUUUGAAUGUAUCACAUUUCUCAGUGUUAUUCCCUGGGUUCAUUUACUCAUACCCAGGGUGUUAUUUUACAUAAUCUCAUUAUUUGCAUUAAGAUAAAUGUGAAGUUAACCCGAGAUUGUUUAGUUUAUAAUGAUCUCUUACUUUUCCCCAUUUGAACAGAUACAAGCAAGAAAGGAGGCAAGAAGAAGGGUGGUUCCAUGCAGACUGUAUCCUCCCAGUUCAGGGUGAGCUUUUGAAAUGUGUAUUUUCAGUCCUUCAAAAGGUGCAUUGAUUAUCAUAAAUUACUAAUGAAAACAUGGUUUGUAACCCUCUUACAGGAGAACUUGGGCAAGCUGAUGACCAACUUGAGGAGCACUCAUCCUCACUUUGUGCGCUGCCUGAUCCCCAACGAGUCAAAGACUCCAGGUACAAGAAAUAUUGAGUUAAAUACUAUAUGUUAUCAGUAAUCCUAACGAGCACAAUCUUGAACCAGUUUCUGAGUAUUAAAAGAGACUUGGUUUGUUUUUCCAGGUCUGAUGGAGAACUUCCUGGUUAUCCACCAGCUCAGGUGUAACGGUGUACUGGAGGGUAUCAGGAUCUGCAGGAAGGGCUUCCCCAGCAGAAUCAUCUAUGCUGACUUCAAGCAGAGGUACACACACAUUCACAUUACAUUUACAUUUGUGUCAUUUAGCAGAUGCUGUUGUCCAGCAGCAUGACACCCUGCUUCCCACUGCUGGCUUGCCUCUGAAGCUAAGCAGGGUUGGUCCUGGAUGGGAGACCAGAUGCUGCUGGAAGUGGUGCUGGAAGUGGUGUUGUUGCUCUUCCCUCUGCUCUGAGGAGAUCCCAAUGCGCCAGGGCAGUUAAACGGGUGUCCUGACUCUCUGUGGACAUUCAAAAUCCCAUGGCAUGAAACGUAAGAGCGCGGGUGUUAUUAACCCCCGGUCUCCUGGCUUCAUCUCCAAUCUGACCACCUAAUCAUCCCCUUUCCAAUUGGUUCAUUCCUCUCCCCUGUAACUAUUCCCCAGGUUGUUGCUGGAAAUGAGAAUGUGUUCUCAGUCAACUCACCUGGUAAAAAAUAUAUCCUUUUCGUACUGGUCCCCCGCACGCACACACAAAACCACGGAAAAGAUCUACUCUAAAGGUUUUCCCUGCAUGAGAAUAUGCUUUCCUUUAACGUAAUAUAACCAACCUAUUGCAACUUGACAUAUGUUAAACAUGUCUCCUCAUUCAGGUAUAAAGUACUGAAUGCCAGUGUCAUCCCCGAAGGCCAGUUCAUGGACAACAAGAAGGCUUCUGAGAAGCUGCUUGGGUCCAUUGAUGUGAAUCACGAGGAUUACAAGUUUGGACACACCAAGGUCAGUCAAAUACCCCCAGCAAAAGCUGACAACAAAACACAACUUCAAUGAUCAUUUAAACCCUUACCAUUCAAAAUCUCUCCAGUUGAUCUCUCCAGUUGAUCUCUCCAGUUGAUCUCUCCAGUUGAUCUCUCCAGUUGAUCUCUCCAGUUGAUCUAUCCAGUUGAUCUCUCCAGUUGAUCUAUCCACCCUGUUAGUCUUUCUUCUUCAUGAAGCUAAUAUAAGAAGGUGGAGAAACAUUGUACUGUUGUUUUCUUCAAGUAAAGAAGAGAUGAAUUAACCUGUGCAUUGUGUUACAGUGGUAUGGCUGCAGUUAUCUGUAUCGGUUUACAUUAUUCAUCUACAACUGUACAAUACAAAUCAAAUGUUAUUGGUCAUAUACACAUAUUUAGCAGAUGUUAUUGCGGGUGUAGCGAAAUGCUUGUGUUCCGAGCUCCAACAGUGCAGUAGUAUCUAACAAUACACAACAAUACACACUAAUCUAAAAGUAAAAGAAUGGAAUUAAGACAUUUAUAAAUAUUAGAUUGAGCAAUGUUGGAGUGGCAUUGACUAAAAUACAGUAGAAUAUAAUACAGUGUAUAUAUAUAUAUAUAUAUAUAUGAGAUGAGUAAAGCAGUAUGUAAACAUUAUUAAAGUGACUAGUGUUCCAUUAUUAAAGUGGCCAGGGUCCAUGUCAUGUACAUAGGGCAGCAGCCUCUAAGGUGCAGGGUUGAGUAACCAGGUGGUAGCCGGCUAGUGAUGGCUAUUUAACAGUCUGAUGGCCUUGAGAUGUAACCAGGUGGUAGCCGGCUAGUGAUGGCUAUUUAACAGUCUGAUGGCCUUGAGAUAUACCUUACAACUUAUGAACACACUAUCCCAUGGUCUGUUUGUGGUGUUGUUCCUCUCUUUUGAUUGAAACUUUCUAUCUGCCACCAUCUGACUGGCUCCCUAAUUGACCAUGUUUACAUGUGGCUCAGGUGUUCUUCAAAGCCGGUCUGCUGGGUGUCCUGGAGGAGAUGAGAGAUGAGAAGCUGGCCUCUCUGGUCGGCAUGGUCCAGGCUCUCAGCCGUGGAUUCCUCAUGAGGAGAGAGUUCACCAAGAUGAUGGAGAGGAGGUGAGGAAUAGCAGACAUCUUGGCAAAGCUUCCUGUCAACCACCUGUAUGUAAUGAAUUAUGAUUCCAUACUGUAUAUGCUGUGAGUUGUUCACAAUGAGAAAGUACGUCUUAUAAUGUUCUAUUAAAGCUGCAGUUUAGGAUUUGGCAAGCUGUUCAAUUGUCAUUUAAAUGUGUCAUAUUUACCCAUUGAUUCUUGAAGAAUAUGAAAUGCCUCAUGAGCUUAGCAUGACCUGUAAGUCCUUGAAUAUAGAGCGCUGUCUAUGAAUUUAAGAGAGGUUACCUUUCCCUUGCCGCCUUCCUCAGCUGUAUACAGUUUUGUUGUUCUUCCUCUCGCAGAAUGUAGCUUGUCAGUCACCAUACCACUUUAUCCUUUCUGUUGACCAGAGAUGCCGUCUACUCCAUCCAGUACAACAUCCGCUCAUUCAUGAAUGUAAAAACCUGGCCAUGGAUGAAGGUGUACUUCAAGAUCAAGCCCCUACUGAAGAGUGCUGAGACUGAGAAGGAGAUGGCCAACAUGAAGGAGAACUAUGAGAAGAUGCAGACAGACCUGGCCAAGGCUCUGGCCAAGAAGAAGGAGUUGGAGGAGAAGAUGGUGACCCUGCUGCAGGAGAAGAAUGACCUGGCACUCCAAAACGCAUCUGUGAGUGAGCAACAACCUUCAUAAGAGUACAUUUACACACACAUGAUACACACACAGAGACACAUGCAAGCAGACAGACACACACACAGACACACACACAGACACACACUUUCACACUCUCCACAUACACUGCUGCUACUCUGUUUAUUAUCUAUCCUGAUUGACUAGUCACUUUUACCCCUACCUACAUGUACAUAUUACCUCAACUACCAACACUGCUGCUACUGUUUAUUAUCUAUCCUGAUUGACUAGUCACUUUUACCCCUACCUACAUGUACAUAUUACCUCAACUACCAACACUGCUGCUACUCUGUUUAUUAUCUAUCCUGAUUGACUAGUCACUUUUACCCCUACCUACAUGUACAUAUUACCUCAACUACCAACACUGCUGCUACUCUGUUUAUUAUCUAUCCUGAUUGACUAGUUACUUUUACCCCUACCUACAUGUACAUAUUACCUCAACUACCAACACUGCUGCUACUCUGUUUAUUAUCUAUCCUGAUUGACUAGUCACUUUUACCCCUACCUACAUGUACAUAUUACCUCAACUACCAACACUGCUGCUACUCUGUUUAUUAUCUAUCCUGAUUGGCUAGUCACUUUUACCCCUACCUACAUGUACAUAUUACCUCAACUACCAACACUGCUGCUACUCUGUUUAUUAUCUAUCCUGAUUGCCUAGUCACUUUUACCCCUACCCACAUUUACAUUCUGUAUUACCUCAACUACCUGGUACCCCUGCACAUUGACUCUGUACUGGUACUCCUUGUAUAUAGCCUCGUUAUUGUUAUUUAUUGUGUUACUAUUUUCUAUUUGUCUUUGCUAAUUUUCUUCUUAACUCUGCAUUGUUGGUUAAGGGCUCAUAAGUUAGCAUAUCACGGUAAAGUCUACACCUGUUGCAUUCGGCGUAUAUGACAAAAAACAUUUGAUUUGAUGAACACAGGCGUACAGUGUGAAGUAGUGAUAACUGCUAAAAUAAAGGAAACCCAAACAUAACGUUUCUUAAAGGACCCCUCCAGAGGAAGUUGCCGCCACGACUUGGAUGUAAUUCCGAUCCUAGUGCGGAAAUGCUCGUUUAGUUUCACACUCCAAACUACGACAUAUGACUCCUUAUAAAUAUUGAUUAAUUCACAUAGCACAUCUCCACCUUCCUCCGAGUGCACAGCCCAUACAGUUUCUGGCACAGCCCACACUCCGUUUAAACAAACCAAAAAAGCCAGGGUCAGGGUAGCUUUGCUAAUUGCUACGGAGCACAGCACAGCUAGCUAUGACAAGGCGGAGGACCAUCCACUCUCCUCCUCCGUCUUCUGCAACGGAACUGAAUUAUCAAGGAUGAAUACAGAGUUGUAGCUGUAAUACUGGAGUUUUACUGGUGAAGUUAGAGGCUAGUUAACCUACUCCCUAGACCAAUAAUGCUAGCAAGCCAGGUAGCUACUGGUAACUAUUAGCAACUUGGGAUAAUUGGUUCAAGUAUAAGAGUAAUGUUACCUGUAACUAUGUUAGCUAGCCACUAUUCAGCUAUUUUUCUGAAAACCUCAUCUGAAGAGUAGAGAUUAGGUAGUUAGUAACUAGCUAGCUAGCUAGCGACUGCACUCAAAAUGUAGCUAGCUUGUUAGCUACCUGGCUAGCUAUCUAGCUAACUAAACAACAGCUGGAGUAACCUAGCUGUAAUGUUUACAAGAAUCCCCACUAGCUGGCUACUAGACAACCAAUAUAACAUUUGGCCCUAAAGCUUUUUGUAGGGAGCCAAGGAAAGCAAAUCUUGCCUGUAUCAGUGAUGGACAGUAGCUAGAAUGUGGACCAAUAUUUUUAUAGCAAUAUAGCUAGCUACUAAUACAAUAGCCCAACGUCUUGUACAUUGUUUUGAUGUGCCGGUUAGAAUAAGGCUGUCACUUGGUCAACUCCAUGUGGGGGUGCCUGAUGAUCUUCAGAACUUCCCAAUACCUUUUGUAAAAGCUAAAAAUCACAAAUCAAUAUCACCAAUCAAUGAUAAGCUAAAAUCAACAGUGGAUUAAAUUGAUAGACACCUCUAGCGCCCUUAACUAAACCCUCAUUGGUGUGUGCCAAUAAAAUAUUUUUUGUCUAUUACAAUUUUAUGAGAAGCACAAUAUUUAAUAACAAGAAAAACAGAUUCUUACCUUCUACAACUUAUAAACAGCUUUUUGUCUCCCCCUCAGGAUGAUCAGUCCCUCAGUUGGUGUCUAAAACAAUUCUAGCAGCUACUUUAACCCUUCUAUCAAUGAGGUAACCUUAAGGAUUCCUCCUAGAAUUUACCUUAAUAUUUUAAGAAUAAAUAAAAGAUAUAGGUAUAAUAAAAAUAAAAACCUAUCUUAAGCUAAAAAGCUACAGCAAAUAUCUUCUUCCAGCAGGCAACAUGUUCUUCUAACAAGCUCAAAGAGAGUCCCAAAAAUCUCCCAAAACUCCUGCCUCUUUUAUACCCUACUCCUCAUAUUCUGCUAACUCAUCGUGGCUAACACCUGCCCCGAUGGCGCAUUCAGUGGUUGACACCUAAUGUGGCCAUUUCUCAAAAGGUGCUUUAUCAGCACCAACUAGCCCCCACCUUUUUUCCUCACCUAGUUAAGACGUGCGCCUUCACAGGAUGCCCCCCUCCCUGCCUCCUCCUGGCUGCUCUGACCUGGGGAUAUCCAGGGCACCCUUAAUAUGCUUUAUUAACAUUACCUUUUAAAACAUUAAUUUUUAAACAUUAACCUUUCUUACUCCAAUCAAUUUUAAUCUCACUCCAACCUAACUUUUUGCUCCCAUUACAUCCUAAACGUUCAACAUUUUAAACACUUGAACAUUAUAACAAACACAGUUCAUUUUUAUAGCAGCCAUAUAAAAUCAGCAUGAUCACUUUGCUCACAUCGGCUGUCUGUGACCAGGCAAAAAAAACUUUCCAAACCAAACCUUCAUAUCAUGACUGCUAACCGCCACAAACAGACUACAUCGUCGUCACAUCAUAGUCAACAUAGCUACUAGAACUAACACGUUAGUAAACCUGCUACAAUCAUGCAGUACAGUGUACAGUUAGCAGCAAGCAGUUUAGCAGUUACAUCAGUGGUCCCUGGUGGCAAUAAAUGAAUAAAACCUUACCUUGACUUGGAAGAGUUCCAGUGUUGAAUAAUCAUAGUUCGGACUAUCCAAAUAAAGUGUGACUGAUUCUACAAGUGUCUAGAACUCUAUUGCAGGGAUGCGACACCAUUCUUCCACAAUAAAUUCCAUUUGGUGUUUUGUUGAUGGUGGUGGAAAAAACUGUCUCAGGCACCACUCCAAUCACACACACACACACACACACACACACACACACACACACACACACACACACACACACACUUUAAACCCCCUAUGCUCCUUUGAGUCACUGAGAUCUCGUCUUCUAGCCAUGGUAACCCUAACCCAUUUCUAUACAUGACCCUAAGCAUCAUGGGAAAUGUAUUUCUUAUUUAAUUCAGGAACCACACCUGUGUGGAAGCACCUGCUUUCAAUAUGUUUCCUUUAUUUUGGCUGUUACCUGUAUGUGGCUAACUCACUAAUUUUUAUUGCUCAUGUUUAUAUAUAUAUACACAUUUCAUGAAUUUAUGUUGAUUUGCUUUGCCCUCUUUGACAAAUGUUAGUCUAUAUUUUCAUACAGAAAGUGAGGACACAGAUUUUUCUUCCUGUUCUGAAAACAGGAAUCAGAGAAUCUGAACGAUGCUGAGGAAAGGUGCGAGGGGCUCAUCAAGAGCAAGAUCCAGCUGGAGGCCAAACUCAAAGAGACGACCGAGAGGCUGGAGGAUGAGGAGGAAAUGAACGCUGAGUUGACAGCCAAGAAGAGGAAGCUGGAGGAUGAGUGCUCUGAGCUGAAGAAGGACAUUGAUGACCUGGAGCUCACCCUGGCCAAAGUGGAGAAGGAGAAGCACGCCACUGAAAACAAGGUCUCGUGUCUUACCAUAGACAGUCUAACCAAACAAGAAUCAAAAUAGUAAUCAACUCAAGACAUAGCUUAACAGAAAUGGAAUUCAAGUCGUAUUCUGGGUGCAGGAAAAAUUGUUGAAUUUCAGUUGCGGGGUACUCCCCACAUUCAUUGCAUAUUCGGCUCCCCCUUGUUUAUGACUUCCAUUCAGCACACUGCCAUCUAGUGGUGAAUCAAUAGUACAGCACUUGUUGAUACAUUUCUAAUCUGAAUGAAAUGAAUGCAAUAGAUUUCAAACUAAAUCUUCCCUUUAUGGUGAAGUGACCAAAGACACAUUUUGUUUUGACCGUUUUCAGGUUAAAAACCUGACAGAGGAGAUGGCAUCUAUGGAUGAGAGUGUUGCCAAGCUGACCAAGGAGAAGAAAGCCCUCCAAGAGGCCCACCAGCAGACACUGGACGACCUGCAGGCAGAAGAAGACAAAGUCAACACUCUGACCAAAGCCAAGACCAAGAUGGAACAGCAAGUGGAUGACGUGAGUGGAGUUUGACAUUUUGGCCAUGAUGGCAUUAUCUUCAGUUGUUUGGAUUUGAACAAUAUAUGUGUGUUUUUAUGUUGUAGCUUGAGGGUUCUCUGGAGCAAGAGAAGAAGCUCCGUAUGGACCUUGAGAGAGCCAAGAGAAAGCUGGAGGGAGAUCUGAAACUGACCCAGGAGUCCAUAAUGGACCUGGAGAAUGACAAGCAGCAGUCUGAUGAGAAAAUCAAGAAGUAAACAAACAAAUGGCUGCAGUAUUACCUACUACAUUGAUCAACAUAAUGGGGGUUCUUGACUAAUUCUUGUAAUUAUGAAUUAGCAUUUGCAUGUGAUUUUUAAAAGCAAAGUGAAUGGUAUGAUUCUCUGUCUUUAAACUAUCGAAACCAAAACCAACUCUGCAAUCUACGUGUUUGUGUUUCUUAGGAAGGACUUUGAGACCACCCAGCUCCUCAGCAAGAUUGAGGAUGAGCAGUCUCUGGGAGCUCAGCUGCAGAAGAAGAUCAAGGAACUCCAGGUACAACAGGAUAUAAGCUCCAGUACAGGAAAGCACCUGAAUCAUCUCCUGGUAGCACACCUUUCUACUGGUGGCUUCUGAUGGCUCAGUAGGCUGGAAGAUGGUGUUUCUUGCUGCUGCUUCUUACUGAUGUUAUGAUGGUGCUUCCGUAGAGUUAGAUAGAGAACUAAUACUUUAUCUGUGACAUUAUGGCCCCUGUGACAGCAUGGACAGCUCAAUUUUAACGUAGUCGAUUGUCUUCUUCUUUUGUGCUUGAAAAAAGUGUAAACCUAAUAUUUGUGAUUUACCGCCACCUGCAGUGCUGGAGUCCUGAGCAAAAUCUUGUCAUUAAUUUAUUGCUGCCACAAGAUGGUGGUGUUAUAGCUUAAAGACAUUUUCUAAACAUAGGCAACACAGUUUGAAAAAGACAACCCUCUAAUCAUUGGCCCAGUUAACUACUUUAAAAUGGUGGAAGCCCUCAAUGGCAAUGUCCUAAAAUGGGUUCCAUCCAUCCAGAGUCCUCUAUCUAACUCUAUGGGUAGAUUCUACUGCUGUGGGUUUGGUUCCUGCAUGGGACACUGUCUAUUGAAUAUAUUAGUGUAACUGACUUUGUUUCAACAUAUUUAUGCAAAAUAUACAUCCUAUUAUUAUUUUGUGAGGUUCCAAUGUUUCAACUUUAUUGUAGUGUUCAUUCCCCGCUGCUCCUGCCCCCUGCUUUAGGCCCGUAUUGAGGAGCUGGAAGAAGAAAUUGAGGCUGAGCGUGCUGCCAGGGCCAAAGUUGAGAAGCAGAGGGCUGAUCUCUCCAGGGAACUUGAGGAGAUCAGCGAAAGGCUAGAGGAUGCCGGAGGUGCCACUGCUGCUCAGAUUGAGAUGAACAAGAAGCGCGAGGCUGAGUUCCAGAAGCUGCGUCGUGAUCUUGAAGAGUCCACCCUGCAGCAUGAGGCCACAGCCGCCGCUCUGCGCAAGAAGCAGGCCGACAGUGUGGCUGAGCUUGGGGAGCAGAUUGACAAUCUGCAGCGCGUCAAGCAGAAGCUGGAGAAGGAGAAGAGUGAGUACAAGAUGGAGAUUGAUGACCUCUCCAGCAACAUGGACACCAUCGCCAAGGCUAAGGUGAGUAGUGAUGUUUUUUGGUCAGGCAGUGUUGAGGAGGGUCAACUACAUUACCAUUCACGUCAACUGAAGUAAUAAUGGUACAUGUUUCACUAACAGGGCAAUCUGGAGAAGAUGUGCCGUACUCUUGAGGACCAGCUGAGUGAGAUCAAGACUAAGAAUGAUGAGAAUCUUCGCCAGGUUAACGACAUCAGUGGACAGAGGGCCAGACUUCUGACAGAAAAUGGUACCAUCAACAAUUAACAACAAACCAAUGUUUUCCUUAAGUCUAGUCCACAUUAAAAUAUUUGGAUAAAAGCAUCUGAUAAAUUGAAUAUAUUAUCGCAUAGUUUCUAUUGUACUAUUCACCACCUAACAUUGCCCUACAAUACCUAAAAAACAAUUUCAAACAUAGAGAACAGAGAAACCAUUAACAAGAUGUCCCUCUAUCUCUGCAGGUGAGUUUGGCCGCCAGCUGGAGGAGAAGGAAGCCCUGGUGUCUCAGCUAACCAGAGGCAAACAGGCCUUCACCCAGCAGGUGGAGGAGCUGAAGAGGCAGAUUGAGGAGGAGGUCAAGGUAAGGGACCCAAUAUGGACUCCACCAACCACAGAGUUUAGAGAAAUAUCUACAUACAGUGGGGGAAAAAAGUAUUUAGUCAGCCACCAAUUGUGCAAGUUCUCCCACUUAAAAAGAUGAGAGAGGCCUGUAAUUUUCAUCAUAGGUACACGUCAACUAUGACAGACAAAAUGAAAAAAAAAAUCCAGAAAAUCACAUUGUAGGAUUUUUUAUGCAUUUAUUUGCAAAUUAUGGAGGAAAAUAAGUAUUUGGUCAAUAACAAAAGUUUCUCAAUACUUUGUUGUAUACCCUUUGUUGUCAAUGACACAGUUCAAACGUUUUCUGUAAGUCUUCACAAGGUUUUCACACACUGUUGCUGGUAUUUUGGCCCAUUCCUCCAUGCAGAUCUCCUCUAGAGCAGUGAUGUUUUGGGGCUGUCGCUGGGCAACACGGACUUUCAACUCCCUCCAAAGAUUUUCUAUGGGGUUGAGAUCUGGAGACUGGCUAGGCCACUCCGGGACCUUGAAAUGCUUCUUACGAAGCCACUCCAUCGUUGCCCGGGCGGUGUGUUUGGGAUCAUUGUCAUGCUGAAAGACCCAGCCACGUUUCAUCUUCAAUGCCCUUGCUGAUGGAAGGAGGUUUUCACUCAAAAUCUCACGAUACAUGGCCCCAUUCAUUCUUUCCUUUACACGGAUCAGUCGUCCUGGUCCCUUUGCCGAAAAACAGCCCCAAAGCGCAGUAGGUAUGGUGUUCUUUGGAUUCAACUCAACAUUCUUUGUCCUCCAAACACGACGAGUUGAGUUUUUACCAAAAAGUUAUAUUUUGGUUUCAUCUGACCAUAUGACAUUCUCCCAAUCAGAUCAUAUGAGCGGAGUGGAGCGGGAGCGAGCGUGGAGCGUGAGCGGACGGAUUUUGAACAGAGCGCAGAGCGACAUUUUUAAAAGGACGGAGUGUCGCCCUAUGUCCCGCUCCAAUUUCGCAUGCUCAAGCCUGACCCAGAAUCCAUCUGUUUAAUUUAAUUUGUGUCGUCCAUGAAUUUGUAUUUUAUAGAGCGAGAGGAGCAGCAGCAGCAACAAGAGAAAAGGGUUGAGGAAUUCAAAAGUGUAUUCACUGCAUGCAAAGGCCCAACCAUAACAAGGGAGAGAAAAAGAGAGCUGGAUGUAGCAUUUUUUAAAAUGAUUUUCAUGGACUAUGAACCGCUGAGUAAAGGAGAAUGCGAAGGGAUGCAACACUUCGCCAGCGCAGCUCAACCGGGCUACACCCCCCCAAGAAACUAUGAUAAAUCAGUACUUUACUGUCAAAUUUACAUCUGAGAUGCCCCAUUCACAUGCUUCAGCUGGCGAUCAAAAACGCAGUUAACGAGCACGACAACAUUAAUAGGCUGUUAGUGAAAGUCGGGCACCUGGUGAAAAGUGUACGCAAGAGCACAGAGGAAACCGACCAAUUAGGUGUCCGCCCCACAAAUGCCUGCGCCAUUCGAUGGAGCAGCCAGCUGCGGAUGAUUCAGUCAUUCAUCCGGUUGUUCCAAAAAGACCCGUUAUGGCAAAACAAACUCAAGUCUAACGUUGCUAACAUCACCCUGAAUCAAGUACGGCAGCUGACGUACCUUGUCAGUGUGCUGACACCACUAGCAGACCUCACAGACAAAAUGCAGAAGGAGCUGGGGAACCUGGGGAUGAUCCUCCCUGCUGUCACAGAAAUCAAAUCCCUGCUCACCGAUUACACUCACGCUGCACUUCCAAUGGGCAUCGCUGCUUUUGCAGAAACAUUGGCAAACAACGUGUCAAUUCGCUAUGGAAUAUACUAUACUGAUUAACAUCUCAUUUUAGCGUCAGUGUUAGAUCCCCGUUUCAAGACAGAAUGGAUAAUCCGAGAUGAGUCUGUAUGCAACAAAUUCGGGGAGAUAAAGUAAGGCUGUGGUUUAAGCUAAAGGUGAAAUACAUGCAGAUUUUGUUCCUUUUUUGGAGUGAGCGGGGGGCGAUUUGAGUGGAGCGCGAUGCAAACUGCGUUGAGCGCUGAGCGAUAAUGAGCGGACUGGCCUGAUGUGGCUUUGAGCGGGGGGAGCGGAGGGGUGAACAGCUCCGUGAGCGAGGAGCUGAGAUUCUCACCGCUCCACUCCGCUCAUAUGCUCUGCUCCCAAUCCUCUUCUGGAUCAUCCAAAUGCACUCUAGCAAACUUCAGAUGGGCCUGGACAUGUACUUUGAAGAGGGGGAUGACCGCAGCAGCUUUCGUAUCUCUGGGGAUCUCAGACGUUACGAAAGAGAGGUUGAACAGGCUAGUAAUAGGGGUUGCGACAAUUUCGGCGGCUAGUUUUAGAAAGAAAGGGUCCAGAUUGUCUAGCCCAGCUGAUUUGUAGGGGUCCAGAUUUUGCAGCUCUUUCAGAACAUCAGCUGUCUGAAUUUGUGUGAAGGAGAAGCAGGGGGGGGCAUUGGCAAAUUUCAGCGGAGGGUGCAGAGUUGGUGGCCGGGGUAGUGGUAGCCAGGUGGAACGCAUGGCCAGCCGUAGCAAAAUGCUUGUUGAAAUUCUCGAUUAUUGUAGAUUAAUCGGUGGUGAUAGUGUUUCCUAGCCUCUGGGAGGAAGUGCUCUUAUUCUCCAUGGACUUUACAGUGUCCCAAAACUUUUUGGAGUUAGUGCUACAGGAUGCAAAUUUCUGUUUGAUGUGGAUGGGAGCGUGCUCUGCUCUCUGUUUCCUCUAGUCCACGAUCAGCUUCUUUGUCUUGCUGAUGUUUAGAACAGGGAGUACAGGUGGGGACUAAGCACACACCCGAGGGGCCCCUGUAUUGAGGGUCAGUGUGGCGGAUGUGUUGUUGCCUACCCUCAAAACCUGGGGGCGGCCCGUCAGAAAGUCUCAGGGUCCUGAGCUUAGUGAUGAGCUUGGAGGGCACUAUGGUGUUGAAUGCUUAGCUGUAGUCAAUGAACAGCAUUCUCACAUAGGUGUUCUUUUUGUCCAGGUGGGAGAGGGCAGUGUGGAGUGCAGUAGAGAUUGCAUCAUCUGUGGAUCUGUUGGGGCGGUAUGUGAAUUGGAGUGGGUCCAGGGUGUCCAUGUCCUUGUUCAGCCAAGACUCUGAGAAACAUAGAAUAUUACAGUUCUUCAGGUCCCAUUGAUAGGACGGAGUUGAUCCAGUUUGUUUGCCAGUGACUGCACAUUCUCCAACAGAACAGAGGGCAACGGCGGUCUAUCCUAACCCUAACCCUAACCCAGAACAGAGGGCAAUGGCGGUCUAUUUGUUCGCCGACGUAAUCUCGUUAGGAGGCCGCCUCACCUGCCUCUUUUUCACCGCCACUUUCGAGUCCCAGGGAUUAGGCCCUGGUCCGAAGUAAGCAGAAGGCCCAGAGCUUCCGAUUCGUUGAAGUAGAAAUCUUCAUCCAAAUCGAGGCAAGUGAUCGCUGUUCUGAUGUCCAGAAGGAAAUGAUGGCGGAGACAUUACGUACAAAAAAGUUAAGAUCAGCAUUAAAAAAAACAGCAGAAUUGGUCAGAAUCCCGCAAAAUGUCCACUAUCCACUGCAGCGCCAUCUACUUUCAUUUGUUUUACUAUCUCUCUAAUCUCUCUGUUUUUCCCUUUCUCUCUCACAGGCUAAAAACGCACUGGCCCAUGGUGUCCAGUCUGCCCGCCAUGACUGUGACCUCCUGAGGGAGCAGUUUGAGGAGGAGCAGGAGGCCAAGGCAGAGCUGCAACGCGGCAUGUCCAAGGCCAACAGCGAGGUGGCUCAGUGGAGGACUAAGUAUGAAACUGAUGCCAUUCAGCGCACAGAGGAGCUGGAGGAGGCCAAGUGAGUCGCACGCAACAGCAACAACUCACAUAUAGGGUGUGGAUGGUGAUGGCGGUAGGGUAGUCUCGUAAACCCACACCCUAGGCAACAGCGGUGUGGUCUGGUUUCUUGGCAACUUCAAUAAGAAAAAUAAAAGUGGGGUGGGUCCUCUUAAAAAUAACCCCUGUGAUCUCCAUCUUGCUAGCUACUAUUUGGUAUUUUAUUCAAACCGAUAAGGUACCCACUGGGCAGACCACGUCAUUUCAAUGUGGAGAAUUUGGGUAAUAUUUGGUAGAUACAUUGAUCAAUGAGAUUCCAGCACAUUUUCACCCACUCAAAAAGACAGCUAAGAGUUUGAUGCUUUCAACCAUCUAAAAUCACAACCAAAUUACAAUUGAAAAUCAAUGUCUGAUUGUUUUAUUUAGUUGUCACCUAAAUGGGUUAUCACUGUGCUUUCAAUCAUUUAAAAGUACACCAAAGUUAAAAUGGGAAUCCAAUGUCAUAUUUUGUUUCUUUAUAAAAAAUAUAAAUAAAAUCAAUCAGAUCAAGCGUUAACCGGUGAUAGCCGACACCCACAUAGCUGAUUUUUUGGCGGUGUCGAAAGUGUAACUGCGUUGGAAUUGUCAAAUCGGUGAGCAGCUGCUCUUGAUCAUUGUCACAAAGCCACACCCAUCCCACUUGCGAUACAAGUUCAGAACGAGAAAGUGUGGGCUAUAUAGAAAUAAUGACGCUCAAAUUGAAAAUCAUUAAACUAAAUAAUGAGGAUUUCUAUCAGCCUAAUUUCCAGUGUUCAAACUUGUAAACAGGGCUGAAUGAGAUUAAUGCGACUCCAUGCAGCCAAUGGCAAUGUCCGCUUUAGGUAUAAUGCCAGGAGAUGCUUGUGGAUUGGACAGCUCUAAGGCAGUUCCACCUCCGACACCGCCAAAACAACCGCUAUCUGGAUGUCGGCUUAAAUCUGGAUGUCGGAUCUGAUUGAAUAGAGCCCUUAACGUUAUCAAUAUGCUUGAUCAAAUUGCACAACCAAAUUACCUGGAUUUCAGCUAGUUGAGAUGACAUUGAAGUACAUAGUGCACGUGAUCCCUGUGUAGUUCAGUUGGUAGAGCAUGGUGCUUGCAACGCCAGGGUUGUGGGUUCGAUUCCCACGGGGGGCCAGUAUAUAUUUUUUAAAUUAUGCACUCACUACCUGUAAGUCGCUCUGGAUAAGUGCGUCUGCUAAAUGUCUAAUAUGUAAAUGUAAAGUGAUCAAUGCCGUUUGAGAUUCUGUGCAGAUUAUUAUAGCAAUUGUGAAGAUUUCCACAGACCUGCGACCCUGAACGCUUUCUGUGAUUACAUAAGAAGACAUUUAUUGUUACAGUAACCUCAAAAUGUGGCCAUGGAUGUGAUACUCAUUGUAAGGUUGAAUAAAUACUGUUACAUUAGUUUGUAAGAUAGUUACUAGCUUCAUGUUAGGCUGUCUUACAAAAGUAAUAUUGAAGUGUGUCUGGCUUGAAUUCCAGUUUGUCUACAAAUUAAUAAUUGAAAUGUUGGAUUCAUGUCUCCAUUUCAACCAAAAAUCAAUGUUAAUUAAUAGGUCUAAAUCAAACUUUAAAGGAUUUGAUUUAGUCAUUCUUUAACUUAGAUUUUUGGUUGAGAGACUUGAGAUGGAGACAUGAAUCCAACAUAUUAUUUUGCUAACUUGCGGAUUCCAUUUGAAAGCAACCAAAGCUUGAAACCCUAGGCCUAUAUGUCUAUUUUUAGUUGAAUCCUGGGUUAAAUUUAAACAAUAGCUGUUGAUGACUUCUCAAAGGCCUAAAUUGCAUCAUUGAUGAUAUGACUGAUAAAAUAUGGUUACAUUUCAUUUGCCCUGUUAAACCUACCCUUUGGAAUGACUUUGAUAGCAACAGUGAAUCUAUUAAGUGGAGAUUUCUCAACAAUCAUUCUCACGAUAGCACAUUGGUAACAGUCUGUAACAAAUAUGAAAGCCAAGCAGGGCUUGGUUAAAACCCUGGAUGGGAGACCAAAGGGUAGUUGUAGAUAGAUCAACUCUCCAGUAGGAGGUGCUGCCCAGCCUAUUGUUUUUUUUUCUUAUAGUGGAUAUUAUGUUGAAGAUCUGAUGUUGUUUCAAAGGUACAAAUUCAACAUAUUUUAUAAAAGGUUUGUCAGUGUUGAAAAUAUAACCAUGUUGAUGUAAUCCUGUAGUUGAAUUGUCACCCUCAAAAAAAUUGUUUGUUAAUAACUUUUUUUCAAAUCCAAUGUAUUUUCCAUGUAACAAUACAUUGACAAAUGAUGUUGAAACAAUGUUGAUUUAACCAGUUUGUGCCCAGUGGGUAGUGAUGUAGGCAGUGACAUAGUUCUAAACUUCCAUUCUAUUAUGUACAGAGGUGUUAGCCUGGAACAUUGGAACAUUGUUGGAGGCAACCCGGAUGUCUAGAGAGACUAGUGGUAGGGGGCUCUGAGAAAAUGUCAAUAAGUAUUGUAACAUUUGUUUGGAACAAAUGAUUCACUAUAAAACCACCCUCUGUUGUCCAAUAGGAAGAAGCUAACCCAGCGUCUGCAGGAGGCUGAGGAGACCAUCGAGGCAGUUAACGCCAAGUGCGCCUCCCUGGAGAAGACCAAGCAGAGGCUGCAGGGAGAGGUGGAGGACCUCAUGAUUGAUGUUGAGCGAGCUAACGCAAUGGCCUCCAACCUUGACAAGAAGCAGAGGAACUUUGACAAGGUGAAAAUGAAUAAACCUCACCCUAGGGGGAUAUUUUCUGUCUGCUAUAUGAUCAGUUGUAGUGUAAUUGUACAAUAUUCCUGAUUCAAAACUCCAUCAAUGAGUUCUAAUGAAAAUCCCAUGGAUUUCCCUAGGUUCUGUCAGAGUGGAAGCAGAAGUAUGAGGAGGGCCAGGCUGAGCUGGAAGGAGUUCAGAAGGAGGCUCGCUCAAUGAGCACUGAACUAUUCAAAAUGAAGAACUCCUACGAGGAGGCUCUGGAUCAUCUGGAGACUCUGAAGAGAGAGAACAAGAACCUGCAACGUGAGGAUCUGACAGCAGAUCUAUUUUGCUCAUGUUUGACUAGUGUUUUGAAAAUGACAUCCAGAUUACUAUUACACCAUCUCUGAAUUUUCAUGUACAGUAUAAAAUUAUAUUAUUGGGGCUCGUAAUCGGUGUUCCUUCGAACAACCCAAUGAAGUGGAGGGCAAUUAGAUUUGCAAGACCAUAUGAAGUGCUGUUAAUGAAUUAUCUGUUAUUAUGAUUCAGUGUCAACUUCAGUACAUUGGUAAUAUCCACAAAAAAAUCUCCCAAGUCUAAACUGCUCCUGUGUUUGUGUGUGCAGAGGAGAUCUCUGACCUGACUGAGCAGAUCGGAGAGACUGGCAAGAGCAUCCAUGAGCUGGAGAAGGCCAAGAAGACCGUGGAGACAGAGAAGUCUGAGAUCCAGACAGCUCUGGAGGAGGCUGAGGUACAAACUACAGCUGUUUGAUGGGAAAAGCAGUGUUACACGAGCCAAUACCAACUACAGUCUAAUGCUCCCUGUAUUGGUGUUUAUUGUAGUCAUAUAUAUUUAAUUGCUUGUGUUAUUCACGUCCAAAUGUAUUGAACACAAUUCGCCUGACUGCUUCUCCUUGUCCAGGGCACACUGGAGCACGAGGAAUCCAAGAUUCUGCGUGUGCAACUGGAGCUGAACCAGGUCAAGGGUGAGGUGGACAGGAAGCUGGCUGAGAAGGACGAGGAGAUGGAGCAGAUCAAGAGGAACAGCCAGAGGUUGACUGACUCCAUGCAGAGCACCCUGGACUCUGAGAUCAGGAGCAGGAAUGACGCCCUGAGGGUGAAGAAGAAGAUGGAGGGAGACCUGAACGAGAUGGAGGUCCAGCUGAGCCACGCCAACCGCCAGGCGGCUGAGGCCCAGAAACAGCUGAGGAACGUCCAGGGACAGCUCAAGGUAAAGGGAAUGGGACAUCAGGCUCAAAAACCUGAACAUGGGGAGGGAUUUGUUUGUGAAUCUUUAAAAAAGGAUAGAACAGAGGAAUUGAAUGGAUUGGACUAAUAUGCUGUAGAAAUGUAGGGAUAUUGAGGAAAUUCUUACCAAUAAACAUUUCUAUCACCGAUCCUAUCACCCCUACUUCCACAAGUCCUAAUGAACCUGUCAUUAUGAACCCCAGGAUGCCCAAUUGCACCUUGAUGACGCCGUCCGCGCCUCAGAGGACAUGAAGGAGCAGGCAGCCAUGGUGGAGCGCAGGAACGGUCUGAUGGUGGCUGAAAUCGAGGAGCUGAGAGUUGCUCUGGAGGUGACAGAGAGAGGCCGCAAAGUGGCUGAGACUGAGCUGGUAGACGCCAGCGAGCGUGUUGGACUGCUACACUCCCAGGUACAGGUCAAAAUCUAUUUCUUAUGAAACCAAACAUACCAUUUACACACAUGAUAUUCGACAGUGCUUGCUUUUAAAUGUCAUAACUUCUGCCUUAUAACAUGUAAGUUCUCUUGAGAGUCAAACAAAUUGUCUUGUUUCCCACAGAACACCAGCCUUCUGAACACCAAGAAGAAGCUGGAGACUGACCUGCUGCAGGUGCAGGGAGAGGUGGAAGACAUCGUCCAGGAAGCCAGGAAUGCAGAGGAGAAGGCCAAGAAGGCCAUCACUGACGUGAGUCCUUCUGAUCUAUUCAAUUACAGCAACUUGAUUUGUCCCCAAUGGUAAUUGGGCUGGUUAACACUAGAAUGGCUGAGCCUCGAGGCAUCCCAGUUUGAGCCAAUGUAGAUUCUAACAGCCUAAUAAAUACAUUUAUUGCCUUCAGAAAGUACUCAUACCCCUUGACUUAUUCCACAUGUUGUUGUUCCAGCCUGAAUUCAAAAUGGAUUACAUAUUUUUUCACCAAUCUACAAACAAAACUCCAUAAUGACAAAGUGAAAACAUGUUUUUAGGAAAUUUUGGAAAUGUGAUAAAUGAAAUACAGUCAAUACUUUGUAGAAGCACCUUUGGCAGCGAUUACAGCUUUGAUUAGUCUUGGGUAUGUCUCUAUCAGCUUUGCACAUCUGGAUUUUGGGAUUUUCUCCCAUUGUCCUUGCAGAUUUUCUCAAGCUCUGUUAAGUUAUAUGGGGAGUGGAUGUGAACAGAAAACUUAAAGUUUUUCCAUUGAUUUUCAAUGGGAUUCAAGUCUGGGCUUUGGCUGGACUUUCAAAUGUUUGUUCUGAAGCCAUUCCAGUGUUGCUUUGACUGUAUGCUUGUGGUCACUGUCCUGUUGGAGCGCACAUUUUUGCCCCAGUCUAAGGUCGCUUGCACUCUGAAUCAGGUGUGCCUGUAUUUUGCUCCAUUCAUGGUUCCCUCUAUACUUACCAGUCUCCCUGCCGCUGAAAGGAUCCCCAUAGCAUGAUGCUGCCACCACCAUGCUUCACGGUAGGGAAGAAGGGUGAUGAGCUUUGCCUGGUUUUCUCCAGACAUAGCAGUUUGCAUUCAGGCCAAAGAGUUCAAUUUUUGUGUCAUCAGACCACAUCAUCUUUUGCCUUAUGCUCUUAGUCGUUCAUGUGCCUUUUUGCAAACUCCAGGCGUGCUGUCAUGUGCCUUUUUCUCAGUAGUGGCUUCCAUCUAGCCACUCUCCCAUAAAGCCCAGAUUGGCGAAGUGCUGUAGAGACGUCCUCGUGGCAGGUUUUCCCAUCUCAGCCAAGGAACUCUGUAGUUCUGUCAGAGUGGUCCGGUUGCUCAGUUUGGUCGGACGGCCAGCUCUAGGCAGAGUCUGGUAGUUCCAUAUUUUUUCAAUUUCCCAAUGAUGGAGACCACUGUGGUCUUGGAAACGUUCAACAUUUGUUUUAUACCCUUCCCCAGAUACACAGUACCAGUCAAAAGUUUGGACACACCUACUCAUUCCAGGGUUUUUCUUUAUUUUUAGUAUUUUCUACAUUGUAGAAUACUAGUGAAGAUAUCAAAACUAUGAAAUAACACAUUUGGAAUCAUAAGUAACCAUAAAAGUGUUCAACAAAUCAAAAUAUAUUUGAGAUUUGAGAUUCUUCAAAUAGCCACCCUUUGCCUUGAUGACAGCUUUGCACACUCUUGGCAUUCUCUCAACCAGCUUCAACUGGAAUGCUUUUCCAACAGUCUUGAAGGAGUUGGCUGCUUUUCCUUCACUCUGCCGUCCGACUCAUCCCAAACCAUCUCAAUUGGGUUGAGGUCGGGGGAUUGUGGAGGCCAGGUCAUCUGAUGCAGCACUCCAUCACUCUCCUUCUUAGUAAAAUAGCUCUUACACAGCCUGGAGGUGUGUUGGGUCAUUGUCCCACUAAGCCCAAACCAGAUGGGAUGGCGUAUCACUGCAGAAUGCUGUGGUAGCCAUGCUGGUUAAGUGUGCCUUGAAUUCUAAAUAAAUCACAGACUGUGUCACCAACAAAGCACCCGCACACCAUAACACCUCCUCCUCCAUGCUUUACGGUGGGAAAUACACAUGCAGAGAUCAUCCGUUCACCCACACCGCAUCUCACAAAGCCACGGCGGUUGGAACCAAAAAUCUCCAAUUUGGACUCCAGACCAAAGCAAUGCAGAUGUAGAUGCACAGUGGCUAGGAAAAAUCUCUUAGAAAGGCAGGAACCUAGGAAGAAACCUAGAGAGGAACCAGGCUCUGAGGGGUGGCCAGUCCUCUUCUGGCUGUGCCGGGUGGAGAUUAUAAGAGUACAUGGCCUUUAAGGCCAGAUCAUUCUUUAAGAUGUUCAAACGUUCAUAGAUGACCAGCAGGGACAAAUAAUAAUCACAGUGGUUGUCAGUUGGCUUUUCAUAGCCGAGCAUUCAGAGGAUGAGACAGCAGGUGAGAGAGAGAGAUGAAAACAACAGGUCUGGGACAAGUUAUUGAUAUGUUCAUCAAGAGAGAGAUCAGGGUCAAGAGUAACGCUGAGGUCCUUCAGUUUUAUUUGAGACGACUAUUCAACCAUCAAUAUUAAUUGUCAGAUCAAAAAUGCAGAUCUCUUUGUUUCUUGGGACCUAAAACAAGCAUAUAUGUCAGAGUUUUAAAGUUUUAAAAAUGCAGCCAUUCACUGCCUUAUGUCUGAAACACAGGCUUCCAAGGUAGGCAAUUUUUGAGCUUCACCAUGUUUUGUUGAAAUGUAGGGUUAGGGUUAGUGUGUCGUCCGCAUAGCAGUGAGAGUUUAAGUUGUGUUUCCGAAUGACAUCACCAAGAGGUAGAAUAUAUAGUGAAAACAAUAGUGGUCCUAAAAUGGUAAAAAUUCUAAUAAUUAGCUGGUUGAUUAUCUGCAUCCAGUUAAUUACAACUAAGGUUGGAGCAAAAACCUACAGAAGGGUAGCUCUCCAGGAACAGCGUUGCUCUAGCGUUGCUGUAGCGUUGCUGUAGCGUUGCUCUAGCGUUACUGUAGCGUUGCUCUAGCGUUGCUGUAGCGUUGCUCUAGCGUUGCUGUAGCGUUGCUCUAGCGUUGCUGUAGCGUUGCUGUAGCGUUGCUCUAGCAUUGCUGUAGCGUUGCUCUAGCGUUGCUCUAGCGUUGCUGUAGCGUUGCUCUAGCGUUGCUCUAGCGUUGCUCUAGCGUUGGAGAUCCCUGGUCUAGAGAGAAACACAUUAAACAAACUACCAUUCCAGGCGGCCAUGAUGGCUGAGGAGCUGAAGAAAGAGCAGGACACUAGCUCUCACCUGGAGAGGAUGAAGAAGAACCUGGAGGUCACAGUCAAGGACCUGCAGCACCGCCUGGAUGAGGCUGAGAAUCUGGCCAUGAAGGGAGGCAAGAAGCAGCUCCAGAAACUGGAGUCCAGGGUGAGUUAACAGCAGGGUGGAUUAGAGUGGAUUGAAAGACUGAUUUCUGGAUAUUUAUUUGAUCAUGUAAAAAUACACAGGGGCAUUGUGUAAUGACUUUUCUCUCAAUAACCCACCUAGAUAAGGAAAAGCUGUUGUUAACAUUACAGAUCCCUUCCAUUAAAAUUGUAAAAGUACAUAUGAACAGACAACUAUUGUGCCUCCUUGACCGAGUAGAAGACUCUGUUUUACAAAGAUUUGUUACUCAUGAUUUCACCACCUCAAACACAUGCCUAUGUUCAUGUCUUCUACAAAGGUGCGUGAGCUUGAGACUGAGUUGGAGGCCGAGCAGAAAAGAGGUGUAGACGCGGUCAAGGGAGUCCGCAAGUAUGAGCGCAGAGUCAAGGAGCUCACUUACCAGGUAAGAGGAAGUGCCUUCUUCACACACUUGACACUAACACAGACAGGUUUGUGUAUAAAACUGAGGCAUUGAUUCUUUGAUUUUGUCCCACAGACUGAGGAAGAUAAGAAGAACGUUGGCAGACUUCAGGACCUGGUAGAUAAGCUGCAGAUGAAAAUGAAGGCCUACAAGAGGCAGGCUGAGGAAGCGGUGAGUCACAGACUUAGUCAAAUACUCUGAAAGCUUUCGAAAACAUAUUUUUCCCUAGUUAACUUCAUGUCAAUACAGUUUAGUUAAAGCUGAGAUCCGCCAAAGGUGAAACAGCAACACUGGUUGCCCCAGGCACAUUUGUUAUCAUUUUUGUUUUGUUUAUCAAACGAAGGAGAUGAGUAUGAAGUUUUGUGCUAAAAUAUAAUCUAUUGUGUGUGCAAGUUAGUGAAAUGCUCAACUUGCAAGCCCUACCCAACAGUGCAGUAGUCAAUAAUAGUAUAACUAAUAAAUACAUAUAUAACCCUAACACGAGAAAUAAACAAGAGGAAAAAUAUAUAAUUUAGAAAAAAAAGUGUUUGUUGUUUUAAGUAGCGUCUUUGUUGUUGUAAUAACGGAUGCUUCACUGCAACGGAUUCCAACUUUAAAGUACUUCUGCACAACAGUCAGUUGAUAUUGCAAGUUAUUGCUGAAGACAUUAUGCACAUUUCUGAGGACCUCCUAUGUCUGUGUUACCUACUUAAAGAAUAGGGUUAUUAUUCAUAUUAAUCUGCUGUUCUGGGGUUUGGUCUACUGGUAGCACUGCAGCAACACACUUUCUCUGCUGUAUCAUCUAGCCCCCUAUAUACCGUACAUUGCUGUCUGACGAUAAAAAAAAACUUUAAAUACUUACAAAAUAUAUAUAUAUCUGAAUUUGCUACCUGAAUCUUCAAACUUUGAAACUGAUGUUAUGCUCUCCCUCGCUUUUCCUCACCCAGGAGGAAGCAGCCAAUCAGCACAUGUCUAAGUUCAGGAAGGUUCAGCAUGAGCUGGAGGAGGCUGAGGAGCGUGCGGACAUCGCUGAGACUCAGGUCAACAAGCUCAGAGCCAAGACCCGCGACACUGGAAAGGUACAGAGCUACACCUGA
This is a messenger RNA of Coregonus sp. 'balchen', 35186 nucleotides long. NCBI's taxonomy places the organism in Eukaryota, Metazoa, Chordata, Actinopteri, Salmoniformes, Salmonidae. The record is from the annotation of a GenBank genome assembly.